This is a messenger RNA of Closterium sp. NIES-67, 391 nucleotides long. The record is from the annotation of a GenBank genome assembly. NCBI's taxonomy places the organism in Eukaryota, Viridiplantae, Streptophyta, Zygnematophyceae, Desmidiales, Closteriaceae.
GUAUGGCUAUGUGAGCAACACCCAGAUCAAAUUCAUAAUUGUCGUUGAUGGCCUCGAUUUGAGGGAGAGCGACAUAAGAAAUUUCUUCAAGCGCCUUCAUUCUGCAUAUGUUGAUGCCACCUCCAACCCUUUCCAUGUGCCGGGGAAACGCAUCACUUCACCUGCUUUUGCGGAGAGAGUUGGGGCUUUAGUGCAUUCAGUAUCACCUCCCAAAGCAACGUAGCAUGGCUACAAUGUUGCCAGAAACAUUUCAGACAUCACUGCAUUGCUGUCGAACACGACGUUGAUUUUUGUGCUUGUAAAAAAAUGUCCUUAGAGGUUUCUGGAAAAUUUUGCAGGGCUGCUCUGGCUGUGGGAGCAAAUGGUUUGGAUUGGCUUUGUAUGUACCAUC